Telopea speciosissima is the source of this 1350-nucleotide messenger RNA. RefSeq names its product protein ABIL3-like. The coding region runs from base 206 to 1135 and encodes 309 amino acids. The record is from RefSeq and is a predicted model, not a curated record. Lineage: Eukaryota; Viridiplantae; Streptophyta; Magnoliopsida; Proteales; Proteaceae. The transcript is spliced from 10 exons.
UCCUUCUGUUGGUUUCUUUUGGUUUGCUUCGAAUGUGGAAUAGGAUAUUUGGAUUCUAGUUGCUAGGGAGGAACGGAGAUGUGCUUCCAAUUAAUGAUUUAGUUACUGGGUAGCAAAGGAGAAUUGGUUUUGAACGGCAAACGGGUUCUGGUUCUUGUUGCAGGCUGCACAGGUCAUUUCCCCUCCUCCCCCCUCGCGGAAGAAAAUGCCGUCAUCUUCUUCAAUCUCUGUUCCUCAAGAAGUUUCCACUUACGAUGAGCUGUCUAUGGAACAAAGCUUGGUAUUCUCGGACAAUCUCAAGGAUUUGAAGAAUCUAAGGACACAGUUAUAUUCUGCAGCAGAGUACUUCGAAUUGUCCUAUACCAAUGAUGACCAGAAACAGAUGGUGGUGGAUACUUUGAAAGAUUAUGCUAUAAAAGCUCUAGUUAAUACAGUAGACCAUUUGGGUUCUGUGACAUUUAAGGUUAAUGGUUUCUUGGAUGAAAAAGUUGAUGAAGUUUUGGGAACUGAGCUUCGGGUCUCUUGCAUUGAACAGAGACUACGGACAUGCCAAACAUACAUUGAUCAUGAAGGACUAACCCAACAAUCACUGGUCAUCACAACUCCCAAGUAUCAUAAGCGGUACAUCCUACCAGUUGGUGAGACAAUCAGGGGUUCUAGCUGUGCAGCAUCAAAAUAUCAAGGAUGCAACCUAGAUAAUGAAGAUGAGAGGCAUCAUUUUAAGAACGCUGUUCGAGCGACAAUUCGAGAAACCCCAUCAUUGUUGGUAAGAAAAGGGCGUUCUCCAUCACCUUCUCCACGAGCUCCUACACAACCUGGAACCUUUACCUUCACAGAGAAGCGGACAGUCUCACCCCUCCGGUCUGCAUUUCCACUCUUACGUUCUGGUUCUCUCUCAAGUAGGCCAACCACUCCUAUCCGAAGCCGGGCGACUACUCCAAGCUCUAAUAAUGCAAGACAACGGUACCCUUCCGAACCAAGGAAAUCGGCUUCACUAUGUCUCCCAGCUGAGAGGGACAGCCCAAAAGAGAAUGAACAAAACCCUAGCAAAAGUAAACGUCUCCUCAAAGCCUUGCUCAGUCGGCGCAAGUCAAAGAAAGACGAUAUGCUGUAUACUUACUUGGAUGAAUACUGAGAUAGCAAUGGAGAUGGAAACACAUAUAGGCGCCAACACCAAGGAACUGUUCGUACAUUGUUGCAACAGGGUAUGUCGAGAAAUCUAUAAAGAGAGAAUUGGGCCUCUUUCAAGAUGCCUUGGUGGUGAAAUGAUAGACACAGGAGACAAAUUAUGGAAGCGAGCAAUGCAAUGUGACUUAUACUGGCUUAUCUAAAAUCUCGCCGUUUUGUUUA